Salmo salar (Atlantic salmon) is the source of this 4519-nucleotide messenger RNA. Its product is annotated as PDZ domain-containing RING finger protein 4. The record is from RefSeq and is a predicted model, not a curated record. Gene Ontology annotation, molecular function: protein binding. Lineage: Eukaryota; Metazoa; Chordata; Actinopteri; Salmoniformes; Salmonidae.
GGGAGUCACAACUCCAGCGUGUAGUGUGUGAAUGUGUGAGACACAGAGAGAGAGACAGAGAGAGAGAGAGAGAGAGAGAGAGAGAGAGAGAGAGAGAGAGAGAGAAAGGCACCGGCUGAUGCUGAAACCGCUACCAUUACUAUCACAGCUGCUCCCUCUGCUGUAUCCGUUACAGUGCUUUACAUUAGAGCUUGCUUCUGUUCGACCACGCUGGAGCUUUGCAUAUCCUUGGCUCGGUGUGUAUGAGGGUGUGCGUUUGCAAAGUGUGUCAAUGUGUGGUGUGUGUGAGAUGCCCACUACGGAGUGACUGAUGAGAACGGGUGCACCGGUCUGGAGGGUGACCCCCUGUCCGUACGGUUCCACUGCUGCUGCUGUCGCUCGGGGACGAUUGGACGCCCGGCGUUGCCACGACGAUUAGAAUGGGCUGCAAUCUGUGCACUUUACAGAAACGAGAGGAACACUAUAAGCUGCUGUAUGAGAUCGCACAGGUGAAUGGAAAGGACCUCUCCAAGGCCAGUCAUGACGAGGCAGUGGAGGCGUUCCGCUCUGCUAAGGACCCCAUUGUGGUGCAGGUCCUCAGGAGGAACACUGCUGGCCGCGGCAGCCAUGUUAGCUCCACUCAGGAAGUGGACGUGGUGGACGUGGUGGACAUGUGCACGCAGACAGACAUCACCUUUGAACAUAUCAUGGCCCUGGCCAAGCUCCGAGCCACCACUCCUCCCGUGCCUGACAUCUGCCCCUUUCUGCUGUCUGACAGCUGUCACUCUCUCCACACCAUGGAACAGGAUUACUAUGAGGGGACAGCUGACGGAGGGAGGACAGAGGAGUUUGAGUAUGAGGAGGUGGAGCUGUGUCGACUGAACAGUCAGGAGAAGCUGGGCCUGACGUUGUGCUACAGGACAGACGAGGAGGAGGACAUGGCUAUCUAUGUCAGUGAGGUUGGGCCAAACAGCAUCGCUGCAAGGGACGGCCGCAUCAGAGAAGGAGACCACAUUUUACAGAUCAAUGGUCAGGAUGUGCAGGACAGAGAGGAGGCUGUAGCUGUGCUCUCCAGUGAAGACACAAGGAACAUCGUACUGCUGGUCGCCAGGCCCGAGAUACAGCUAGAGGAGGCGUGGUUGGAUGAUGAACACAGUGAGUUCCUGGAGCAGUUGAAGAUGGAGAUGUUGGAGGAGCAGCAGAGAGAAGAGAUGGAGCUGGAAGCACUACAGGAGGAACAGGAGCAGCCCAGAGGAACAGAAGAGGAUGACAUCACUGCCACCUGUUCCUCCCUAACUCAGGACAAGGACAGUGAACUGGGGAUGUCUGACCACAAUGCCCUUCUAACCCACAUCCAGAGACGACUGUCCCAGUGCCUGAGGGAUAGACAGGACACUGGACAUCAUCGUCUGGAUGAAGAAGAUGAGGAAGAGGAGUUGGAGGUGGAGGAGGGUGACCGCUUCCAGCAGCUCCUGGAGCUGAAGUGUCAAAUCCGUAACAGCGGGGAGUACGACCUGUUCUACAGCAGACACAGCACCAUCGAGUGUAGUCUGGGAGAGCCGGCUGGCGGUGUGCAGCAUGAGCUCCGCAUGCUCAACGAGGAGCUCUGCAGCAUUGAGCUUGAGUGCCAGAACAUCAUGCAGGCCCACAAGCUCCGCAAGGGACCGGGGGGGACCCAGAGAGACCAGGUGCCGCAGGUGUCUCCCAUAACCGGCCGCCCCGUGCCCAAGGACCAAAGCUUCCUCCGAGGCAGCAGGGACUCGCCCAGCAGGGGCAAGCUGGCUGACAUCAACGAGCGCCAAGAGAAACCGGAGAAGUCAGACAAGGACAGCUCGAGCGCCUACAACACGGCAGAGAGCUCGCGCAGCACGCCGCUGGCCAUGGACCGCUCCCCCGAGCACUCCCUCCAGAGGAGGAUGGUCACCAUCACCAACCAGAGGAACCUCCACAGCAGCCUGGCAAGCCUUCAUGCCACAGCCAGCCCCAGUCCUAGCCCCAGCCCAACACAACGGUCACUCCACCGAGCCCCCAUCCCAGGCAAGGCCAGUAGCCCCGACCACAGCCCCAACCGCUACGAGUCGGACCAGACUGCCCUGGCAGACGAUGAAAGGAGUGGGAAUGGGAAAGUGAAGCCUCAGCAUCCUCCCAGGGCUUCCCAGAUCCCUUACCUCUCCCCGUCCCGUAGCUCCCAGCAUAGGCAGCCCAACACCAACAUCCCGGCACACGCCCACCACUACCAGAGCUACAUGCAGCUGAUCCAGCAGCGCUCGGCCGUGGAGUACGCUCAGAGCCAGCUCAGCCUGCUCAGCGUGGUCAAGGAGCCCCAGUUGAUCCCCGCCAACGAGCCCAAGAUGGAGUGGAAGGUCAAGAUCCGUUCAGAUGGCACACGCUACAUCACAAAGAGACCCAUCAGGGACAAGAUCCUGCGGGAACGCGCCCUCAAGAUCAAGGAGGAGCGCAGCGGCGGGAUGACCACGGACGACGACGCUAUGUCUGAGAUGAAGAUGGGGCGGUACUGGAGUAAAGAGGAGAGGAAGCAGCAUCUGGUCAGGGCUAAAGAACAGCGGAGGAGACGGGAGUUCAUGCAGCGGAGCAGGCUGGAAAGCCUGAGGGAGAGUCCUCAGAGCAGCAGCGAAGGACGCAAGGAGGUCAGCAUCAUCGAACUGAGCCACAGGAAGAUGAUGAAGAAGCGCAACAAGAAGAUCCUGGACAACUGGAUGACCAUUCAGGAACUGAUGACUCAUGGGGCCAAAACCCCUGAUGACCCCAGGGCCAAAGUACAUAACGCCUUCCUGUCGGUCACCACUGUAUAAUAUACAACUAACACAAUCUACAGCAGUGUUUCUCAACCUUAUUCAUACCAGGGGCCAGCAAGCUAUGGUUCUUACCUUGUUGGAAGGCAGCUUACAUUAAAAGUGACUAAAAUGAGAACUGACUAAAAUGAGUUUCAGUUAUUAAACAUCAAAGGGACCGGUCAGCAACAUCCCAGGGACUGUUCCUGGCCCUUAGACCAGAGGUUGAGAAAUACUGAUCUAGCUACAGUACCCCAUGUGGUAUAAUAUACUUGCCUCGUUCAAUGUGGCAUUUUUAUGAGGACGAUAGGAAUAUUUUUCACAACUUUGUUACCCGAACAAAUAGCAUUUUGUAAAGAAUUUUAACCAAUGUCAAUUUUGUUUAUAUUUUUUUCAUCUGUUUUUCAUGAUGUCACCCUCUUCCAGAUCCAGAAGCACUUUUGUAUGAGAUUACUGUGCAAUUAUCUUUCUUAGUUCCUAGUUUUCUUAGUUCACCCUGUGAAAAUGUUCAAUUAUUUUCAUAUUUCUGUUCUGUUAUGCAGUGAUUCCAACCCAUGCAGAUCAGGAUACUUGGACUCCCUCAGGGGAAGACAUGUUGAAUUGAAUGUACAGUACAGAAAUGUAUUGUAAUCCUACUUCUUGCCGGUCUAGAUUUGAUAAACCAGCCAUUAGAUUUAUCGUUCAGGACUUUCUACAAAUGUCACAGAUACAUUCAGAACUUACGGCAAAUUCCACACAUGCACAUACGACUUCAACUACAACCACUGAUUUACCAAAUAUAAUGACACAUUCCUUCAAAACAAGAUGGUGAAGUGGCAUUUGAUAAAGAUAACUUGGACUGAAUGCAUACAUCUUCUACCUGCAUAUUCUAAGGGAACCAAUGUUGAGAUAGAUCGAUACAUUAGCUAAGGACUGGACUACCUGACCUAUACCGUUUACAGUAUGGAUCAUCUAAGCUUUUAAAGCCAAGAUUGUAUCACCAUUCCAAAACAAAGGACCAUUUGCAGUUUCCUUUGCCAUCAUUUUAGUUGCAAAGGAUUAUUUUAUUCCAAGAGGCUAUGAAGACAAGCUGUGAUAUGUUGCAGCCAACAUUUACUCUGCAAUGCAUCAGGAGUUCUUCCAAUGUAAUACUGGUAAACCCUUUUUCAUAAGAUUUUGCAUAUUUAUGUUUACAUAAUCCUUUAUUUUCCACACAUUAGGUAUUGUACAAUGUUAACGUUUCUCAACAAAAGCCUUAAACAGUUUCCAAUUAGAUUCAUGUAACUUUGUUGUGGCAAGAAAUUUGUUAUGAGCUGUCUAUAGUUCUCUGUUGCAGCUCAAAAUUGUUCAAACUUGAGCUCAGGCUUCAUUUCAUGUUUUAACAAUGCCGGCUCAUUUCAGUGCCCACACAUACUCUGUAUGCUUGUACUUAACUAGUUAUGGAUUGGAUGAUUGCCAGUGAGCAGGACUCAUAACUUGGCAGUACAUUUUCCAAUUGUGAAAUCAGGUUUUACAUAUGUAUAACUGCAUACUUUUCAGUCUGGUUCUGUGUACAGUAGAAUACAUACUUGUUUCAAACACAUCAUUUUCAGUUUAAAUAUUGUAAAUGUGAACUUUGAAACCAACUCCUGUAUUUGUUUCAAGUCAAUGUCAAUGGUCUUAUUUCAAGUAAUAUGUAGUUGGCACACUUGUAGCCAGGUAAAUGUGUGGUAUAAUUGUGAUCAUUGAAAAAUGACAUGAGAAUAAAUUAUAGUUUUUUUUCUUCUUUA